CUCAGUUGAUACCUGAACAACAUCAGCUCACAUUUAGCUGACAGAACCGUCUGUUGAUCAUCACCAUGAAGACUGUCCUGGUCCUCUCCAUUCUCCUCUGUGCUGCGUUUGCAGCUCCACAACCAGACGCAGAGAAAACAAGUAAAGAAAAGGCUCCAGAAGCAGCAGUGGAGGUCCUGCAGGAACAGAUGGUUGCUCAACCUGCACCUGUGUCUGAGGGGGGAGCAGCACCUGAUUCUCGUAAUAACUUCUGUCCAGUGGGUUGGUUCGCCCAUGGCUCUCGCUGCUUCCUGUUCGUCAAUACUCCCAAGACCUGGUACAGUGCUGAGGAGCACUGCAACAACCUGGGUGGCCACCUGGCCUCGGUCACCAACCCCAGAGAGUACAGCUUCCUGCAGCAGAUCUCAGGCGGCUCGAGCACAGCGUGGCUGGGAGGCUUCAACCUGCAGGGCCCAUGGUUGUGGAUUGACCGCGAGGGUUUCUAUUACACCAACUGGUACUCACCUUUGUCCUCCAGCAGCUACCCCUGCAUCUACCUACGAAACAACUAUGGUUGGGGAAACAACAGGUGUAACAUUGCCUAUAACUUCAUCUGUGCCAAGAACCCUUUCGGGUGUUGACGUACAGACUUCACAUCUGAGGCCUUGGGAAGGAUCAGCCUGGAUAGUUUUUCUCUUUGAGGCCAACUUGUGUACUAUGUUUUGUGUUUUACUGAAUUAUACUUUUACUUUUUGUAUUCUUCAAAGUGUGAAAUGAUCAAGUGCUAAGCAACUUUUGUGUUGAUGCAUUUUGAGUUGUGAUCGUAG
Molecule: messenger RNA, 806 nt
Organism: Plectropomus leopardus (leopard coralgrouper)
Lineage: Eukaryota; Metazoa; Chordata; Actinopteri; Perciformes; Serranidae
Source: RefSeq, a predicted model, not a curated record